Cotesia glomerata is the source of this 5121-nucleotide messenger RNA. RefSeq lists its product as uncharacterized. NCBI's taxonomy places the organism in Eukaryota, Metazoa, Arthropoda, Insecta, Hymenoptera, Braconidae. The coding region runs from base 1 to 5121 and encodes 1706 amino acids. The record is from RefSeq and is a predicted model, not a curated record. Gene Ontology annotation, biological process: DNA integration. The transcript is spliced from 2 exons. Gene Ontology annotation, molecular function: nucleic acid binding.
AUGGUUAAAUCUUCUCUCAAGCGCCGCAUCGCCGAAAUUGAACCUCGUGUGGUUCCUCUCUCGCCUCACAAUCGCACUGCAAAUGAGGCUACCGCCUUUCGUCCACAGUUGCCAACUAUUCAACCUCCAAAAUUCAAUGGAGAGCUUCUUGAAUGGCAAUCAUUCAAAAAUAAGUUCUCAUCCGUCGUUAACAAAGACGGUGUUAACGAGGUUGACAAGAUGCACUAUCUUCUCCAGAGCCUCCAAGGCACUGCAUACUCUCUCGUCGCUAAUGUGGAGAUAACAGACACUGCAUUCGCCACAGCCUGGCAAACUCUGACCACGAGGUAUGAGAACAAGCGAGUAUUGAUCACGGCUCAACUCAACAAACUGUUUACCAUACCCAAAAUGGCGUCGCGAGCCGCCAAAGAGGUUAACAACGUUAUCAACACCACUUCUGAGGUACUAAAUGCCCUGAGGGCUCUCGGAUCGCCAGUUGAUCACUGGGAUCACAUUAUUGUACAUUAUAUUACUCAGAAGCUGGAUCCUCAGACUCGAGAAGACUGGGAAAUCACGCUGGGAGCGGCUACAGAUUUCCCACCGUACGAUCGUAUCAAGAGCUUCCUGCUAGCUCGUGCACGAGCCCUUGAAGCAAUGGAAGGACGUCUUCCAGUCAAACCACGUGACCCUAAGGUCAACAAAAAGUCCGCGAGUGGUAGCAAACUCACCCACGGAUCUAAGACAUCAUCUGCACAUGUCCAUAUGACCAGUUCGACAUCGCAAAACGUCACUAUGGCCACUGGACCUCCUACAACAACUCAACCACCUCCUGGACAGAUCGCUGGAGCAUCUCCAAGACCACAACGUCCUUGUUCGUGCUGUGGUGAAGCACAUUUCAUCGUAUCGUGCCCAGCGUUCCAAAGAUUAUCGCCCAAAGAGCGUCAUCAGCUGGCUAUCUCCAAGUCGUUGUGCCCCAACUGUCUUGGACCUCAUUCCACGACAUCGCCAUCGCCUAUCGCAUCAUCGCCAUCGCCUAUCGCAUUAUCGCCAUCGCCUAUCGCAUUAUCGCCAUCGCCAUCGCCUAUCGCCGCAACGACCUCGUCAUUGCCUAUCGCAGCAUCGCUACUCUCUUCGCAACAAGCUCGUUCUUCGUGCAACACAGCCUCAGCAUCAAGACCUCUGGUGUUGUUGGCCACAGCACAAGCCCUCAUCGUAUCGCCAACACAUCAUCCUCGCACAGUACGUCUGUUGAUCGAUCCAGGGUCAGAACUAUCGCUGAUUUCUCUGCAGCUCGCUCGCCAGCUUGAUAUGAAGCCUUCCAAAACGAGUAUCCCGAUUAUUGGAGUAGGAAGUGUGCCUUCAGGAUCAACGAAGGGUGCUGUUGACAUCACUUUACGAUCUAAUCAUUCUGAAGACCAGAUUGAGCUUCAUGCGCACGUACUGCAGUCUCUUACCGUCGAACUGCCUCCAGUCGUCAUCGCCAGUCAAUCCUGGAAUCAUAUCUCUGAUUUGGAACUAGCAGAUCCAGAUCAUCUAUCACCAGGUCGAAUUGACGUCCUCAUUGGAGCUGACUUUUAUGGCUUAAUCAUUAAGCCUGGAGUAAUCACCGGAAAACCAGGUCAGCCUAUCGCCAUUCAGACUGUCUUUGGAUGGGCAGUUCUAGGACCUGCUGGUCCAUCUUCUAGCACCUCGCCUGCACAUCAAGGUCACCUAAUCUCAAACCUGCAGCUUCACGAACUCGUCUCGAAAUUCUGGGAGCAGGAAGAAGUUCCAGCGUCUCACCAAGAAUCUCUUAGUGCUGAAGAAGCCGAGUGUGAAGCACACUUCAUCGCCACUCACUCUCGCGACAGCUCAGGUCGCUACAUCGUGCGAUUGCCCUUCAAACCCAAUGCUCCUCCGCUUGGAUACUCGAAAGGCAUUGCACAACGUUCGCUAUCUCGCAUUCUCAAUCGCAUCGCCCAACAACCAAAUCUUCAUCGACUGUACACAGAGUUUCUCACCGAGUACGAGUCCCUGGGUCACAUGGAGAAAGUUCAACCGUCAACUGCUUCAGACGUUGUCUAUUACCUCCCUCAUCACGGAGUGAUGCGCAAUGACAAAAUUCGUGUGGUGUUCAAUGGCUCUAGUAAGACAACAUCAGGCUAUUCGCUCAACGAACUGCUUCAUGUCGGUCCCAAGACUCAGAAUGACAUCUUCGACGUGUUGUUGUAUGUCCGUCGCCAUCGCCUCAUCUUUACAACUGACGUAGAAAAGAUGUUUCGCCAAAUUCUCAUACAUCCUGAUGAUCGCAAGUUCCAACGCAUCUUAUGGAUUGAUAAUAACUCACAGAGCCAAGAGUUCGAACUUACCACAGUUACAUACGGAACUACAUCAGCUCCUUACUUAUCAGGCCGCACCCUGAGACAACUACUGCUAGACGAAGGUCACGACUUUCCUUUAGCUGCUGAACCGAUCGAAAGGGGAAGUUAUGUCGACGACAUUACUGGCGGUGCUGAUGAUCUCGACUCUCUCAAUGCUAUCGCAAAACAAGUUGAAGAAAUGUGUCUACGAGGAUGCUUCCCUUUGGCAAAGUGGAAGAGCAAUCAUCCUGAUUUCUUCAAAAUUAAUCUAUCUUAUCAACCAGGUUCAGAGUAUCAUGAAUUUAACGAGUCAUCCUCCAAGAUUCUGGGUCUAGCCUGGCAGUGUGCGCCAGAUCUGCUCAAGUUCACUGGUCAGUCCUCACAAAAGGCAGCUAUCACCAAACGCACCAUCUUAUCCGAAACAGCUCAACUGUUUGAUCCUCUGGGCUUGAUCUCGCCAGUCAUCGUCCGCGCCAAAAUCUUAAUGCAAGAUUUAUGGCAACAAAAGGUCGGAUGGGAUGAUACUCUCACGCCGCAAAUCAUUCACCGCUGGACGUCGUUUCGCGAUGAGCUAUCUCAGCUAUCUCAACUAGCAAUUCCUCGGUGGCUCAAUCUACUCACUGAUAGCUCGGAAGUCGAGAUACAUGGGUUUUCAGAUGCCUCUCAAGCUGCAAUGGCUGCUGCUGUUUACCUCAAAGUAACGACUUCUAACGGCUCAUCAACAGUAACUUUGGUCUGUUCAAAGACUCGAGUUGCACCUCUUCAUCGUCUCACAAUUCCACGGUUGGAAUUAUCAGCUGCUUUGCUGUUAUCAAAACUAGUCUCUCGCGUUCAGUCAACUCUCCAGCUCCAACAUGUUCCUGUUUCAUUGUGGACUGACUCCGCUGUGACUCUGGCCUGGAUUAACAGUGAUCCAAUGCGCUGGAAAGAGUUCGUAAAGAACCGAGUUCAAGAGAUUCAGCAAACCUCGCCAAACGCCACCUGGAGAUUCGUCUCAGGAAAACAAAAUCCUGCAGAUUGUGCUUCUCGAGGUCUAACACCUGCUCAACUCAUCAACCAAAAACUCUGGUGGUCUGGACCCGACUGGUUAGCCCAACAGAGUCAUCUUUGGCCAUCUUUCACGGCAUCAGAUGAUCAACUUGCUGACAUCGAGAUUCGCCCUAGCACAGUGCACGCAUCUUCAAGUACCAAGCUGCCGUUUGAUGUCCUAUUCUACGAAGACAGACCUCUCACAAAGCUGUUACGUGUCACAGCCACGAUUCAGCGAGCAGUGGCGUGUUUCAAGAGAGUUCCUGCGUCCAGCUUGAGCUCUUCACCUCUAAACCCUGCUGAUCUUCAAUUUGCUUUGACGUUCUGGAUCAAAUCCACGCAGCAAAUCUACUUCGCCAGUGAGAUUCGAGCACUAUUACAAGGUAAGAGUCUUGCUAAAUCUAACCCUCUCUCUCGACUUACAGCUUGGAUCGACCAGACUGGUUUACUUCGAGUUGGUGGACGUUUACAAUACUCUCAACUUAAUGAAGACGCCAAACAUCCUCCAAUAAUGCCGAAAGAUUCAGAAAUCUCCAGGCUUAUUAUCGCCAACGCCCACACACGUACUAUGCAUGGUGGAACUCAGCUGACACUUGACUACGUACGUAGAUACUGCUGGAUCCUUGGUGGUCGUGCUCCUAUCAAAUCUUUCAUUCAUCGAUGCGUCACCUGCACCAGGAUACGUGGCAUCCGUGCUCAACAACGCAUGGGACAGCUCCCAGCUUCCCGUGUCACACCUUCACUGGUCUUUGAGCAUGCUGGAGUCGAUUACGCAGGCCCAGUGUCGCUCAAGUUCUUUCAAGGGCGCGGCGCGCGCUCAUAUAAGGCUUGGAUCGCAGUAUUCGUGUGCUUUUCAACUUCUGCUACUCACCUGGAGCUGGUAACUGACUACAGUGCUCAAGGCUUCUUGAAAGCGUUCAGACGCUUCACAGCCCGACGAGGAAUCUGCAAGACGCUCACCAGUGACUGCGGAACCAACUUUCAAGGUGCUAGUGUUAUCUUGAAACGGUUGCUAGCUGGUUCUACCAAAGAAUCGCAACAUCUUCAACAACUUAUUGCCAACGACGGUACAAAAUGGAAGUUCAAUCCUCCAGGAGCUCCUCACAUGGGUGGCAAAUGGGAAGCUGCCGUCAAAUCUGUCAAGCAUCACCUAUCACGCAUCAAUUCGGACAAAAUCCUCACGUACGAGGACUUCUCCACGCUUCUAACUCAGGUGGAAGCUGUUUUAAAUUCUCGACCUCUCAGUGCUCUAUCAGAAGAUCCUGACGAUCUCACAGCGUUGACUCCUGGACACUUCAUUCGAGGAGCACCCCUUACGCUUAUACCCGAGCCAACACUGGUCGACACCCCAGCAAACCGACUAUCACGACUUGAGGACAUCCAGCAGCGGCUUCAACUGUUCUGGUACCACUGGUCUGCUUCUUGCCUGAAAUCUCAUCAAACCAUCUCCAAGUGGAAUACUUCAUUCAACGACAUCGAUGUUGGAUCUCUAGUCCUGGUCACAGAUGAGCGAUAUCCACCAUCAAAAUGGCCGCUGGGUCGUGUCACCCACACUCACCCUGGUAAGGAUAAUCUUACCCGAGUUGUCACCAUCCAGACGGCUACUUCUACCUAUACACGACCAAUACACAAGUUGGUGCUACUUCCUAUUCCGAGACACGAGGAAGAUUUUCAUGACGUUGCUCCAGCCACGUCUCAUCUACUUCUCCAUCCAGCGGAGAAGGGGGGAGAAUGUUCAAAUCUCCCUCUCUACUUCCCAGCCAUUACCGACUAA